Messenger RNA from Dendroctonus ponderosae (mountain pine beetle), 752 nucleotides. RefSeq names its product collagen alpha-1(XII) chain-like. Lineage: Eukaryota; Metazoa; Arthropoda; Insecta; Coleoptera; Curculionidae. Gene Ontology annotation, molecular function: protein binding. The transcript is spliced from 3 exons. The record is from RefSeq and is a predicted model, not a curated record. The coding region runs from base 20 to 736 and encodes 238 amino acids.
UUUUGCUGUUUCAGGUUCGAUGCCCGGUGGGCUUGGUGCUCCAGAAAACAUCACGAUAACGUUCUUAAACCCGACUACUGUAAGGGUGUCUUGGGCAACCACGUUGAGCAACGUCGACAAGUAUGAUAUCACGUACAAACCGACCGAUGCCAGUUACAGGGUGGUGGCAAUUGUGGCUGGAAACAGCGAUGCGGUGACCCUUUCCAACUUGAAUCCAGACACGCAAUACCAAUUAACCGUAUCCGCAGUGUGGGGAGGAAGGAAAUACAGAAGCAGGCCUAUCGUCUUCCGGACCCUGGAGCCUCCCAGGUCUUCACCUCAGCAGGAAUCCAUGGCUGUAGCAGCAGGUGUGAGUGCAACUUCGCAUACGACCAUCAUCACCUCAACCACGUCCACCACUGAUUCUUCGACGACAAAAUUAUCCUCAACAGAAACGUACGUCCCAGUGGAUUAUCCGCAAACUAGUUCGACGGUAAGUGGAUUUUCUAUUCUGGACAGAUGGACACAUUCAGCUCUCUGGCCCAUUAUUUUCUUCGGAAAAGUUAAGGAUUCCUCCAGGGAGAAGAGGUUUGUUACGGCGGAAGAGUUUUCCGGUCCUUGCCCAUGUAAAAUGGAUGAAUUUCUGAAAUGGGGAAACAUCUGGGUUCAUGCGUUAUUAAAAUGGCAUCACUUGGGAACAUUAGUCUUUGCUAAAAUUAGACUUGGGAAGUUUCGCUGGAAGCCCGAGGAGAAAUGACGAUGAAAGCUUUCAG